AUGGACCUGUUUCGACAGGCUUAUACUUCACCUGCCGAAAGUAUCUCGCCUCACCCUACGUUCGAGACCUUGCAAGAUGCAAUUGUCCGGGAGAUCAAUUCCCACGAAGCUUUCCGAGGCCCUCCCCCAGAGAUGAGCCUCCCGUUCACAUCGACGUCGUCUCAGGACUCGCUUGGUGGAGAGCAGCUUCCCACGCAAGCAGAUCUCACCAGAAACGUCCCUGCUAAAGAAGUGAAAGAGAGCCAAUUUUCUAGGUUAAUCAGGCGCACCUCCUCCAAGAAAGAUCGGAAAGGCUCGGAGUGCAAAAGCAUAUCAGCCAACGUUCCUUCCGUUGCAUUUGGCCGAGGAUCCCGGACAGUGCGACGAAGGCACACAGACGCUCCUCCUCCGACUCCUGGGCUCCUGAACGCAAAACAAUCAGGAACUACCACAAGCACCAGCCAACCCGAAGAGCAAGUUACCUACAUCGAUAUCCUUCUCCGGUCACAGAAGCCGUCACCACCCACCACGAUCGGCUCGAGAAGGGCUGCAGAAGCGUUCCGAGAUUCAGGACGUUCGCAAUUCGCAGGCAUAUUUACCUCCCCAAGCGUCUCGGACUUGGAGAGGCCCUCCACAACGCCCUCCGCUUACUACAUGCGCGCACAGACAUCGGAAUCCUCGACCGACGGCCGAAGCUGCAUCUCUGCCGACGACAGCGACGAAGAAGUCAUCCAUCUUCCCAGCGUGGGGAUCCCCCGCGUUCAAAUCCAAGCUGUUGACGAGAAUAACGCCACCUACAUGAUCGAGAACACGACGCCGAGGGACGCUUAUCGGCUAAUGAAUUGGUCUUACAACGCGCGCCGCAGUGUCUCCAGCAAAAGGAACCCGGUGCUAGAUGAAAACAAAGCACAGCAAUGCUCGGAACAUGAGCACCAGCUCCAGGGUACCCGGUCCGUGGAGUCUUAUUAG
Aspergillus clavatus NRRL 1 is the source of this 948-nucleotide messenger RNA. RefSeq lists its product as uncharacterized. The coding region runs from base 1 to 948 and encodes 315 amino acids. Lineage: Eukaryota; Fungi; Ascomycota; Eurotiomycetes; Eurotiales; Aspergillaceae. The transcript has a single exon. The record is from RefSeq and is a predicted model, not a curated record.